AUGAACAAGAGGGUCACCAGACUUCAGUCCAGGCGCUCUCGCCCGGGACUACCACAAGAACCGCUGCUCAGUCCACCAGACACGCAAGAGAGAUCGACAAAGCGGCAGCUCGACGACAUCGGCCAGUCGCCUGCGAAGAAGUCUCGAUUGACUGACACCCAGAAAGCUAAAGCUGGAGGUGAAGGGUCUGCUGAGGCACCGGCCCUCCAGCAUCCGAGACCGAAGCCCCCAGCCGUACCAUUUCCCCAGAAGUUCAUCGACCCCCCCAUUCAACCCUCCGAUUCGAAGCACAGGUUUAUUCUUGAGUGGCUCGAAUCCGUUGGCUGCAACCGAGAUAGACGCUGCCGGUCAGAAAGCCAUCUGCAACCUACACACGACAGCCCCCCCGUCCCACCGAGCCGUGCGAGAUCGGCUCCAACAAUGAAGAACACGGGGGACCCCAAUGACUUGGCGUUUUCGAUGCCCUCUUCAACCUGGAAUCCCUCAAGGACCUUGGGUGACCGAUCCAGCAUUACUGGGACCGAUUUAACGACGAAAAAAGUGGAACACCCCGAUUACCUGAAGGUACACCUAGCUGGAAACGGCAUCCACUUCAGCCUGUCUAUUCCAGACCGCAUCGACGGCUUGGUAAAGACAAUGGGCCAGGCCCGUCAUUCUCCCGGCCCAUCAGAAGACCAGGUUCUGGGAGACGAAGAUCUCGAGAUCCUCAAGACAGCUAGAUUGGAGGUACUGGUAGAAGAGUAUUUCCUCGAUUAUGUAUUCCCCAAGUUUCGAUCGCCCAACCCUCUUGAGCGCAUCCCCAGAGCAGAGAUGUACAAGGACCACGUUCCUAAUAGAGAGGAUUAUAAGCACGAUGUCUGCCUCCCUAAGCCGGACGCGCUCUUUGGAUACCGGAAGGACAACGCCUUUCUCCAGCAGGAGGACCUAGUGGGAACAAUAUCCGGAGAGAUGACGGCAAAUUCUCAGGGACUCAGAUACCCUUUCCUUGUCGUCGAGUUCAAGGGCGAUGGCGGCCAUUGGGUGGGGGCGCGGAACCAAUGUAUGGGGGGUUCCGCAACUUGCGUCAAAAUAGCGGAAAACCUCAACCGUCGAUUGAAGCAGUGCACAAGCGCCGCCACUGUUGAUCCGAUCGACAGCGCUGUAUUCAGCAUUGCCAUCCGCUGUACAGAGGCGCGAUUAUUUGUCUCUUGGAGCCAGGAUGAUCAGAACUACUUCAUGGCGGAAAUCGAUAGUUUCCUCCUCCAUCGUCCUAAGGAUUACAUUGAGUUCUAUAAGUAUGUACAUAACAUUGUCGACUGGGGCCGGGGCGAGCGGCUAAAAAGGAUUCGUGAGUCCCUUGAUCUCCUUCAGGAAGAGAAAAGGAUUCAAGACAAAGAGAGUCAAGAGAAGGCUUUGGCUGCAGCAAAGUUGACGUCUGAGUCGAUGCCCGAGGUAAGACGAAGCCUCCGGCUGCAGCAAAAGCGCGCACGCUAG
This is a messenger RNA of Fusarium falciforme, 1473 nucleotides long. RefSeq lists its product as hypothetical. The coding region runs from base 1 to 1473 and encodes 490 amino acids. The record is from RefSeq and is a predicted model, not a curated record. NCBI's taxonomy places the organism in Eukaryota, Fungi, Ascomycota, Sordariomycetes, Hypocreales, Nectriaceae. The transcript has 2 exons.